ACUGUUCACACAGUCUCACCAUGUGAACACACAGUCGCCAACCCAAUUUUGACGUUAAACAUGAAUUCUGAAAGCAAAAAAUGGCCACAAUUUCUCGUUGUCAUCACUGCAACCAUCGCCGUCUUCACUACUGGCUUACACACAGGAUGGCCGGCACCCUCUCUUCCGAAAUUAUUAUCAGAUGAGUACCCCUUUGACGUCACGAAUGAAGAAGCUUCCUAUAUUACCAUAAUCGGGAGUCUGGGGAAUUUCUUCGGAAGCUUCGUUGGAAACAUCUUUUUGGAUAAAAUCGGGCGUCGAAAAACCAUUUUGAUGAUCGCCUUGCCCCAAUUGGUAUCUCUUUUAUGUAUAAUUUUGUCGUACCAAGUCAUGGAACUUUUGUAUGUUGGUAGAUUUAUGGGUGGAAUAGGGGAAGGGAUGACCAUCACGGUCAUCCUUCUCUACAUUGGAGAAAUAGCGGAACCUACAAUUCGCGGUACUUUAGCUACACUAGUGUCAAUCACGUGGUACUCAGGAGUCCUGUUUGUCAAUAUAGUUGGGUCGUACUUAUCCAUACGUGACACAGCUAUCACAUUCAUAGCGCUUCCAGUACUUUUCGUACUACUCUUCUACAAAAUGCCCGAAAGUCCCUACUACCUCUUAAUGAACAACGACGAAGAACAAGCCGAACGUGCUUUGAAGUUCCUACGACGACAGUCCAACGUAACCCAAGAACUCACGAAGUUGAAACUCGAUGUUAAUCGCCAGAUGUCCGAAAGGGGUACUUUCAAAGAUAUAUUCACUAUAGACUCAAAUAGGCGAGCUUUCUUCGUAACAGUGGGCGCCCGCUUCUUCCAACUAGCCACAGGAGUAGCGUCCUUCAAUCUCUACCUUCAACUCCUUCUAAAAGAGGCCACGCACACUCUAGACCCGGACGUAGGUUCCACAAUCGUCCUCCUCAUCCAACUCAUCAUGACGGUAUGCUCCACCUUCAUCAUCGACAAGUGGGGGCGCAAGCCCCUCCUCCUCUUCUCCAGCACUGGCUGCUUCAUCAACUUGGCCGUCCAAUCGGUUUUCUUCAUUUUGAAAGAACGCACCGCCGUGGACGUGUCAGUCGUCGAUUGGUUUCCGCUCGUGAUGAUGUUCUUGCAUAUAUUUUUGUACUCGAUAGGGUUGGGGGUGGUAGUGAGCGUGCUAACGAGCGAGAUGUUCUCAGCCAGUAUUAAAGCUAAGUUGAUUUGUUUGGUGAACGCGUGUUACGCGCUGUUGACUUUAGUGUAUACGAAGUACUACCAGUUUACGGCUGACGAGUUCGGAUUGGUGGUACCGUUUUUGAGUUUCGCGGUUUUGACGUUCGUUGGAGUUUUGUUUAUUUGGUUUGUUGUCCCGGAGACGAAGGGGAAGUCGUUGGAGGAGAUACAGCAGAAGUUGAAGGGGAGAGGGAGAAGGACAGAAAAUACAGUGAUUUAGUUUCAAGAAUGUUGUGUAAAUAUGUAUAUGGAGUAUUAAAAUAUUUUUACAAA
This is a messenger RNA of Zophobas morio, 1502 nucleotides long. RefSeq names its product facilitated trehalose transporter Tret1-like. The coding region runs from base 61 to 1449 and encodes 462 amino acids. Gene Ontology annotation, cellular component: membrane. Gene Ontology annotation, biological process: transmembrane transport. The transcript has 2 exons. Lineage: Eukaryota; Metazoa; Arthropoda; Insecta; Coleoptera; Tenebrionidae. Gene Ontology annotation, molecular function: transmembrane transporter activity. The record is from RefSeq and is a predicted model, not a curated record.